Messenger RNA from Pseudopipra pipra, 1997 nucleotides. RefSeq names its product adenosine deaminase like (gene MAPDA). Bases 3 to 1286 code for a protein of 427 amino acids. Gene Ontology annotation, biological process: adenosine catabolic process; inosine biosynthetic process. Gene Ontology annotation, molecular function: adenosine deaminase activity. The record is from RefSeq and is a predicted model, not a curated record. Lineage: Eukaryota; Metazoa; Chordata; Aves; Passeriformes; Pipridae. The transcript is spliced from 10 exons.
UUAUGGCAUUAAAUAUACGGACGGUGUUUGUCGUGAUCUCACCUGGCUCCCGCUGCAUUUGGCGGGAGGGGGCGGAGCGGCCGCUGCCCCGGGGAGCUCCGUCCCGCGGGUCCUGCCGGGGAGCUCCGUCCCGCGGGUCCCGGCGGGGGCGGGCCCGGUGCCAGGGCGGUGCCGCCGUGACCCCGCAUGUCCCGCCCUCCGCCGGCACAGGCGCGGCCAUGGCGGCAGAGCGGGACCGGGACCGGGACCGGGAGCUGCUCUUCUACCGGCGGCUGCCCAAAGCGGAACUGCAUGCUCAUUUGAACGGCUGUAUCAGUUCUGCCACCAUGAAGAAGCUCAUGGCCCAGAAGCCAAACCUUCAGAUCCAGAAUGGAAUGACUGUGAUUGACAAAGGAAAGAAAAGAACCUUAGAGGAAUGCUUUCAGAUGUUUCAGAUCAUCUAUCAGGUUACCACUAGGACUGAAGAUAUUUUACUGAUAACUAAAGAUGUCAUUAAAGAAUUUGCUGAUGAUGGUGUCAAGUAUCUGGAACUGAGGAGCACUCCAAGAGAAGUAAAGUCCACAGGUAUGACCAGAAGGAUGUAUGUUGAAACUGUACUUGAGGGUAUAAAGCAGUGUCAAGAGGAAGGCUUGGAUAUAGAUGUAAGGUUGUUAAUAGCAAUAAACAGAAGAGAUGGCCCAGCAGUUGCUAAGGAGAUUGUUAAGCUUGCUGAAGAGUUCCUGCUUUCCAGUGAUGGGGUUGUAGUAGGACUUGACUUCAGUGGUGAUCCCACUGCAGGACACGGUCAGGAUUUUUUGGAGCCACUCUCAGAAGCAAAAAAAGCAGGUCUAAAGCUGGCAUUGCAUCUUUCUGAGAUUCCUAAUAAAGAAGAGGAGACCAAAAUUCUCCUGGGCCUGCCUCCUGACAGAAUUGGACAUGGAACAUUUCUCAACUCCACAGCAGCAGGUUCAGAAGAGUUAGUGUCAAUUGUUCGACAGAACCGGAUACCAAUUGAACUCUGCAUGACAUCAAACAUAAAAUCUCAGACGGUGCCUUCCUGUGACAAACACCAUUUUGGAUACUGGUACAGCAUGGGCCAUCCUGCAGUGCUCUGUACUGAUGAUAAAGGCGUCUUUGCAACCGAACUAUCACAAGAGUAUGAGCUGGUUGCAAAAACAUUUAAUUUGACUCGAUCACAGAUGUGGGAUCUUUCCUAUGAGUCAAUCAACUAUAUUUUUGCUUCAAAUGCAGUGAAAUCCAAGCUCAGGGAACAAUGGUGCAAACUGAAGCCAGCUCUGUUUGAUUAAUCAAACUGUUGUUCUAAACAGCUCGGGUGUGGUAGGUGAGUUAAUAAGCAUUUUUUACUGAAGUCCCCAGCUUUUUUCAGACUUCAGGGUUAUAAACCCAGCCAUAAACUGCUUGUGCAAAAUGAAGGUGAUGGGAAUGUAUCCGUUGUUGGUGGGGACAGUAGUAAAUGUUCUUUUAUAGUUGGGAGUGGCUCUCAACCAGUGACCAAAACUCCAAAUGUGUUGUCACGUUGUUUCUUGUCAGCUGAUAUGACAUUUUAAAAAAAUACUUAGUUGAAAUAUGUCAUUAUAAUAUUUGAGAGCUGGAACAAAAUGAAGGCACAGCUGUUGGUGUUUCAAGUGUCUCUGUUGGCAGCGUUUCCCCAAGCAGUUUGGAUGUGUGGUGUGUAUAUCUGGGGGUUGUACUGUUUUCAGGUUUUGAGCAGUUGGUUGAAUGUGAAGACAGAAACAAACUCAGGGAGAAUGAACUAUUUGUCCCAAAGGAAUUUAACAUUUUCUCUGUUUUUAUUGCUGUACAUGUAUGACUGAAGGCUGCUGUGGAUUGUGUGGCACAUGCUGGUGCUCUCGGUGGCGUUCAGGCAGUUGAGAGUCGUGAACGCCUUCGGUACCUGAGCUACUUGUGCAAAGUGGUCUCGUUCUUAAAAUGCUUUUUAGAGUUGCUGUUUGUUGUGUAAAAAAAAAAAAAAAGGCAAUAAAAAUACCUUCAACCUC